AUGGGAGCUCUAGCCAGUCGUAGAAAUGCAGGGAAUGAUGUGGUGGACUAUGGCAAUAAUAAUGCAUACAGAUAUCCUCCCAAAUCAGGCAGCUACUUCAGCAGUCAUUUUAUUAUGGGAGGAGAACGAUUUGAUAUGACACAACCAGAAGCUUAUUUGUUUGGUGAAAAUCAAGAUCUGAACUUUUUAGGAAACAAACCCAUUCCUUUUCCAUAUCCAUUACCUCAAGGAAAUGAACCUACAAAAACAUUAAAGAGUCUUGUUAAUAUUCGAAAAGAUACUUUGCGUUUUGUCCGCAUCAGUGACGCAGAAAAAGUUCCUCUUGAUAAUUCUGACACAGAACAGACUUUCAACCACCACCGUUACAAUAUAGAAUUCACUUUUGACUCUGAUGUAAAAUGUGCCAUUACCAUUUACUACUUUGCCAUGGAAGAAAUCAGCAAUGGCCAACUUGUAUACCAUCCCAGAGCUGCCUCCAUGAAUUCUGAAACUUACCACUAUAAACGUGGAGCCAAUCAGGUAUUCAGUCAGUCAACACAUGUAGUUGAUCCAAGCAAGUUCCCUGAAGAAGAUUGGCAGUAUAACCCAGACAAAGAAGUCAUUCCAGUUGUUAUCCAAUGUAUUGUAGAAGAGGAAGAGCAUGCAGGUCAUUCUCAUGUUACUUUUGCUGUUGUGGAAAAAAAUGCUGACAGUGGUUAUGUACUUAAACCUCUCAAACAAAAACAAUGUGUUGGUGGCUUGUGUUAUUUACUACAGGAAAUUUAUGGUAUUGAAAACAAAAACCUAGAAAGAUCAAAGCUGGAUGCUGAUGAUGAAAUUGAAGAUACUGGUUCUGAGUGUGUGAUUUGUAUGUCAGACAUGCGUGACACUUUAAUUCUUCCAUGCCGUCAUUUGUGCCUGUGCAAUAAUUGUGCAGAGUCAUUGCGCUACCAGGCCAGUAACUGUCCUAUCUGUCGUGCCCCAUUCAGGGCACUUUUGCAGAUUAGGGCCAUGCGAAGAAAACAGGUAUCUUCCAACCUAACUCAGGGUGGCGGUGAAGAAGAUAAUUUUGUUAGUCAAGAAGGAGUUCCUCCUGGGUAUGAAGCUGUUUCAUUGCUUGAAGCUCUCAAUGGUCCAUAUCAAAAUAAUUCUGUGCCAAGUCCAAUGCAAAUGUCACAUGAAGAUAUUACUCCAACAGAGAGAGAUGGCGAGCAUGAUGGCGACAGACUGAGCGGCAGAAAUAAGCACAACAAUAGAAGCAGAAUUCGUGAAAAGAAAAGAUCUUUAAAACGUCGACAAACCAAUGAAGUAACAGGUACUCGACAACAAGCACAGAAUCUAAAUGAUGACUUAGUAGAUAAAGAAAACAAGACAAAUGAAGCAAUCAUUGCUAAGAAUACUCAGCCAACAACACCAGAAGUUGUCAUGUCUGAACAGAUUGUUGGUAGUCAAGGAAACAAGGAAAAUGAAAAGAAUUCAGGCAGUGAUGUAGAGGCUGUGCCUCCACUGAGUGAGGAAAGUAAGCAUUCUGAUAAAAACAUGGUAUCAAGCAUCAACAGCAUCUCUUCUGAGGCUCUCAGUGAUAAAAUUGGCCGACAGACUCCAGCGGACAGAAAAGAUGUGGUUGCAGCUGACUGUGAGACACACUCCAUGGAACGAGGCGAGUACUUAAAGUUGUAUGAGCAAGCUGAGCAGGAAUGCGAGUCGGACUACUUACGCACUUGUUCACAGACUACUGCAUCUUCUGACAACUUUCUAGAAGAUUCCACGUCGUGCUCUGACCCUGAUGAAGCAGAACCUGAGCUAGACUAUGAUGUGGAAGCCAAUCCCCCCUCUCUCUCUCUCUAUGCGUGCGCGCUCUCUCUCAAUGCGCGCGCUUUACAUCUCUCUGACCCUCAUCAUCACAUGCACUCUUUCUCUCUGAACCUUGUUAUCACAUGCAAGCUUGCUCUCGCUCGAUCUCUUCCUCUAAUCCUCAUCAUAACCUGCAUUCUCUCUUUUUCUCUCUCUGUCUCUCAUCCUCAUCGGCAUUCUCUGUCUCUCAUCCUCAUCGGCAUUCUCUGUCUCUCAUCCUCAUCGGCAUUCUCUGUCUCUCAUCCUCAUCGGCAUUCUCUGUCUCUCAUCCUCAUCGGCAUUCUCUGUCUCUCAUCCUCAUCGGCAUUCUCUGUCUCUCAUCCUCAUCGGCAUUCUCUGUCUCUCAUCCUCAUCGGCAUUCUCUGUCUCUGUCUCUCUCUCUCUAAUCCUCACCUGCAUUCUCUCUCUCUCUAA
Acanthosepion pharaonis is the source of this 2247-nucleotide messenger RNA. The record is from the annotation of a GenBank genome assembly. NCBI's taxonomy places the organism in Eukaryota, Metazoa, Mollusca, Cephalopoda, Sepiida, Sepiidae.